Caenorhabditis bovis is the source of this 1617-nucleotide messenger RNA. The record is from the annotation of a GenBank genome assembly. NCBI's taxonomy places the organism in Eukaryota, Metazoa, Nematoda, Chromadorea, Rhabditida, Rhabditidae.
AUGUCCAUCGCCAAUUUAAACCGUCCAGCAGACGCUUUCGAACAACUUGAAACCGAAGACGGUGUUCGACAAGGAGUGUGCCACAUUCGUAUUCAACAGCGUACUGGUAGAAAAACUAUCACAACCGUUCAAGGAAUCGGCACCGAGUACGAUUUGAAAAGAAUUGUUCAAUACUUGAAGAAGGUAAGAAUACUGAAAAUGCGUCCAAAACGCCUGCUCGUCUUUUUAUUUCUUUUUCGAAUCGCUUCGGUAUUCGUCGUUUCCUCAUGGUUUGUACCCGAUGAAGUCUAUCAAUCCGCCGAAGUCGCUCAUCAUCUCGUCUACGGCACUGGCCAUCUCACUUGGGAAUGGCAAACCGCGUUACGCUCAUACCUCCAUCCAGCAUUGAUUGCAAUGAUCUACCAAUUCCUAAAUCUCAUCGGCUUCGGAAACUAUCGACAAGCGAUUUACUAUGGUCCCCGCAUUUUUCACGCAAUCCUCUUCGCUUUCGGCGAUUUCUCGUUCUAUCAUUUGUGUCGUAAACAGUGCAUAACCACGAGCAUAGCAAAUCUCUCAUUUAUUUCCUACAUGUCAUCAUGGUUCGUGUUCUACUGCGCCCCACGCACAUUAUCAAAUUCACUGGAAACUUGCCUUACGCUUAUUGCUCUCAAUUGGUAUCCAUUCGAUCGUGAUACCAACGUCACUUGGCCUUAUAUAGCUUUUGGUGCUGUAACGAUUGUUAUUCGGCCUACCGUUGCACUUCUUUGGCUUGUUCUUGGCUUGUAUCAUCUUUACCAUCAUCCGAGACCCAUUAAUUAUAUCACCCAUACCGUAUUGCCUGUUGUCAUUCCGAUAUUUGCUGUGAGUUUUGCCAUUGAUUCCUACGCCUAUGGAACGCCAACAAUCCCGCUGUAUAACUUCCUCAAGUUCAAUGUGCUUCAAGGAGGAAGCGCCGAGUUCGGGGUGCAUUCUUGGCAUUGGUAUUUUACCACUGGACUUCCCACGGUGAUGACGAUUCAGCUAGCCCCGGUGGUCCUUGGCAUUCUCGGACAAAACAUAUUCCGCCCAACAAUGCUCCCAUUCUUUGCGGUGACCUUUUACCUUCUGGUGCAUUCAAUUCUACCGCACAAAGAGCAACGAUUCCUUUUGCCAAUCAUACCGUUGCUAUGCUUGUACGCAGGUGGCGCGUUUUUGAACCUUAAACGAAUGCUGAGGACUGGAGUCGUUGUGAUGAUCCUGGUGAAUGCCGGAAUCGCAAUCUUCACAGCCCGAUAUCAUCAGAUUGGCAAUUUUAUGGCCCCGCAGAGGAUUCUAGAAGAAUGGGAUGGAAAGGAAAAUCUAUCAAUUGCCGCGUUGACGCCGUGCUAUUCAGUUCCGGGCUACUCCUACUUUCACAACGAUAUAGCAAAUCUUCGCAUGUUAGACUGCAGUCCCGAUUUGAACAAAACCCGAGUCGGAUUGGAUGAAGCUGACGAAUUCCACGAAGACGUUAAGCACAGUUGCAAUGGAACGAUUGUAGAACAUCCAGAAUACGGAGAGGUCAUCCAGUUGACCGGAGACCAGCGUGAGAAGGUUAAGGAUUUCUUGAUUAAGGUUGGUAUUGUCAACGAGUCCAACUGCCGAGUUCACGGUUUCUAA